AGCAAGCGGCUUCUCAGCAAUCUUAGGGAAAUUAUUGUCGCUUCUGUUUUCAGCUCCUCUUCUUUCUUCCUUUUGGCGCCUCUUCCUCUACUUUCGUCUAUAUAUCCCGUUCUCACUCAAUUCAAUUGUCUCUUCUUUUUUUGUUCUUCCACUCUCUAACUUGUCUAGACCAUGCAAUCCGUGGUACUGCCUUCCCCUAACGUCACCUGUUCGAGAAAGCUUCGUUAUUUGCUCUACAUUGCCUGAUUGGCCGCGGAUCUUACAACGUUUGUCAUAAACGUCACCUCGUUUAGGAGUUGGUUGCCUUCCAAAUUGUAAUCUCGUAGAUUACGUCUGGCGGGAUCAGGAUCAUUCAUUCCCCUAUCUAGGCUCACAUUCAUAUAUCAAACCCCUCCCCCUCCCCCCUUUUUCUUGGUUCGCCAACGGUGCGGUCAAAUUGUCAGCCGCAACAAUGUCGUCCAGGAGCACGCCUUCUCCUUUCCGCAUUUCCCGAAAGGACGGUGAGAAGCUGGAUAGGAAUGAGGCCUUUAGGGCCAUUCGGGAGAAUUUGAGGCGGCAGGAGUUGGGCAUAGAGGCACCUAGUUUUUGUUCUUCGCACCGGUAUGAAUGUUCGGUCCAGGGCCAAGAAACAUUUCGCCUGCAUCGGGACGUUAUCCAUACUCUCCUAUUGCCCCUAUUUGUGCUCCAUAACCAAGCCUCUCGUAUUGCAACCAGUGUUCUACCGAGUCAUAAAGGAGCGGAAUCAGAGCGCGCCUUUCGCGGUGAAGCUCGUAGUGCGUAUGCUUGGCUGCAUUGCAUCCUCAGUGAAGAGCAUGAUUGGUACUUGACGGAGCGCUGCCCCGCCUGCAUCGUCCUGCACGUCCUGCAUUCUGAGCCCACUAUUCGCUUUGUGGCCGUGGCAUGUCUGUUGUCAGACCACUUACUUGGCCUGGGCCUACUGAAUUCCAACAGGCGGUUGCCUAGCUUUGAAUUUUGGCUCGAAGCGCUGGAAGCUGCUGUGCGCGAGGAUCCCUUCUGGGGCGACGAUUGCUGGCCGGACAUCGAAUAUCGGGCAUGUUCGCUGACCGAUGGCGUGAAGCAACUUGUCCUGCAAUGUUUGGAGCUCCAGACAGCUCUAGACAGGCAGAACCUGCAAUCACCAACGUCGUACAAGGUCAACCUACGUUUUGGCUGUGAAUCAUCUCAAACUCUGCCAACCCACUCGGUUCCUGGGGUGUCGUCAGACGGCACACAAAGGCCCCUCGUGAAUGCAGAGGACCAUAAACAGUAUUCAAAAAUCGCCGCGAACCGAUGUCUGCAAUUGCAUCGGAAUGACCGUCCACGGAGGUUUCAUACGAGGCGGGCUGGUGACUCACGAAGCCGGUCGAUGUACGGGCGAUAUACCCGACUCUCAGAUUAUCUCCUAGCCACCUUCAGAGUGCAACUCAGCAACUCUAUCCUGAUAGAUUCCUCGAUCUACACAAUCAACCUAAUCCCGACCACGUCAGCCAUCAUGCCCACUUCCGGUUCCCCGAAGCAAGUCUACUCGACCUCGUCACCCUUCGAGGAAAGAAUCGGAUAUUAUCGAGCUGUCCGCCACGGCCAGCAUGUGUUUGUAUCCGGUACCACAGCAGUCGACCCCACCUCACCCAGCAAUGCCCCGCAGAUUCUCUUUCCAGGCGACGCACGGCAGCAGACGCGCGUGGCGCUUCAGGAAUGUAUCAAGGCAGUGCAAGCCCUCGGCGGCAAGGGGGCGGAGAACGUGGUGCGGGUGAGAAUGUUUGUCAGUCGCCCAGAGGACUGCACGGCGGUGGGGGAGGGAUUCACAGAAGUCUUGGGGCGACAGAACCACCCUGGUGUUGGAGCAGCGGCGACGAUGUUGGUGGUGCGGGACGGGUUCGUGGAUACGAGAAUGCUGGUCGAGAUUGAGGUGGAUGCAAUUGUGGAAGAGAAGUGAUUUCAUAAAUUGACUCUACGCUCAAGGCAUCUGCGUAUCGUAUGAUAUGGCCUAGAUAUAAUUGUGUCAUCUCCCAUGUCAUAGGCUGAGCAAAAGCAGAGACGGUGAUGCCUACCUGUGCCGGUCCUCAGAUAUCUGCAUCCGGAUUAGUACCACAAUUAUCCAUGCUUAAUAACUCAACCACAUAACU
Molecule: messenger RNA, 2126 nt
Organism: Aspergillus ochraceoroseus IBT 24754
Lineage: Eukaryota; Fungi; Ascomycota; Eurotiomycetes; Eurotiales; Aspergillaceae
Exons: 4
Coding region: 452-1936 (494 amino acids)
Source: RefSeq, a predicted model, not a curated record